Messenger RNA from Dunckerocampus dactyliophorus (ringed pipefish), 2214 nucleotides. RefSeq names its product TP53 induced glycolysis regulatory phosphatase a (gene tigara). The transcript is spliced from 6 exons. Gene Ontology annotation, molecular function: fructose-2,6-bisphosphate 2-phosphatase activity. Gene Ontology annotation, cellular component: cytosol. The coding region runs from base 80 to 883 and encodes 267 amino acids. The record is from RefSeq and is a predicted model, not a curated record. Gene Ontology annotation, biological process: fructose 2,6-bisphosphate metabolic process; negative regulation of glycolytic process; positive regulation of DNA repair. Lineage: Eukaryota; Metazoa; Chordata; Actinopteri; Syngnathiformes; Syngnathidae.
GUAGCAGGAAAUCGUCUACAUUGUGUUUUCUUUCUUCAAGUGAAAUUCCUCUGCAAGGCGAAGAAAGUCAUCAUAAUUUAUGCGUCGAGUUUGCAACUUUGUCGACAGUCUCCAGGGAAUGAAGACGUUAACGUUUGGGCUGACUUUUGUUCGACAUGGGGAAACACAGUUCAAUCAAGAAGGGCGGCUACAAGGUCAAGCCAUAGACUCUGCGCUGUCUGACGUCGGGCUGCAGCAGGCCGAGGCUGCAGGCCGUUACCUGAAAGAUGUCAAGUUCACCAACGUGUUUGUCAGUGACAUGCUACGAGCUCGACAGACUGCUGAAAUCAUCAUGAAACACAACAGCAGUUGUUCGUGUGUACAACCGGUGUGUGAGCCGUUACUUAAGGAGAAAAGCUUUGGCACAGCAGAGGGGCAGCUUUUGCAGGAAUUGAGAGAGAUGGCCAGGACUGCUGGUCAGUCCUUUCUUGACUUCACUCCUCCUCAAGGAGAGACUCAAGAGCAGGUGAAGCAGCGCGUCCAAGAGUUUUGGCGCAAAAUGCUCCAUCAAAUCGGGUGUGAGCAUUGGCCCAACAGAAGCGACGAUGACGUUUCUGUAUCGACUCCAGUAGCGGCACCUCAUGGAGAGAGGGAGACCGACGACGUCCCCGUCCACGCCCUGGUGGUCGGCCACGGGGCCUACAUGUGUGUGACCAUGCGCUAUCUUGUGGAUGAUUUACAUUGCUCCAUACCUCAGGGUUGCACAAGAGCACACGUCUUCUCUUUGUGUCCAAACGCAGGCGUGAGUCGCUUUGUGCUCACCUUGAACCAGGAGAAAGAGGCCUUCAAAGUGUCUGCCAUACGCUGCUUGUUUGUCAACAAGGGAGAUCAUGUUAAAACAUAGCUGCUGCAUAAUCUGAAUUAUUAAUAGUGGGGCUGGCUAUCAUACUUUCCUAAAUUGAUUCGAUUUGGACUUCAGGGACAUCAAACUGAACUGAAUUCUUCCAACUUUGUGGGAAUAGUUUGGGGAAUGCUCUUUUCUAUUCCAGCAUGACUGUAACCCAACAUAUACGGGAUGAGUUUGGAGGGGAAGAGCUAAACAGGACAUCAAACACCUUUGGGAUGAACUAGAACAAGUCCAAGUCUCGAGUCCUGAGAGCAGUGACCUCACAAAUACAGGUGGUCCUCGUAGUAAAUUGAUUAAAAACGUAACAGCCACAUUGAGGAAGAACGUCUCUUACAGUAUCAACAAAGUUUUUGCAUUUGCAUUUUUUUAUUAUGUUUCCCAAACAGCAGUGUACGCCAAGAAAAUAACACUGGCUGCUCUUUUGGUCCCAACUGUUGACUCUCGCGACCAUUAAGGGUAAAGAUUAUUGAAUGCUGGACGGGUCAUGGGUUCCGUGCGCUGUUACAAGGAGAUCUGGGAGGAGACCAGGGGCUUAUCCUUCCAGACUAGCCUGAGACAAUAUUUUAAGAAGGUAGAAAGGCCUGCAGGACAACCACAGGGAUACAAGUAAUGAGUUGGUCUCUUUUUGUUACUGUAUCAUUUCAUUCUUGUAUUCAAUCUUUUUAUUACAGUAUUUUAUAUGUCCUUCAUGUGUUCUGUGUACAACUUGGGAGUUAAUUUAAGUAUAAUUUACAUAUAAAUUUAGAUAUAAAUUCCUAAAACUCAACUUACAUCACAGUUUAGAAACGGAACUCGUUGGUAACCUGAGGACCAUGUGUAUUGUUCCAGUUGAAUACUGACACACUGCAAAGGCUUACAGAAGGUCACUCGCUUCAUGUGUCCCAAUACCUUUGUCCACAUAGUUCAAUGUCAAACAUGAAAACAAUGCCCAUGAGUUUUUAAAGCACUUGAACUAAAAAUACAGACACGUGCAUCCUUGAAAAGUGACUUUUUAUUUUUCCACAUGAAAAACAGCACAUGAAGUAUAUAAAUAAUAAAACGCGUGGCCAUUAUUCAAUAAAUAAAUACUCGUCAUUUGUGUGACGAUUGGUGUCCAGCACCUGGCAUGAAUGGCUGCGAACACACUGGUUAAUUUUGAUCAAUGACAUCACCCUUAAAUAUUCUAACCCCAACAUUUUCCAUAUGCAAAACAGACAUUGCCACAUGAUGUCCGGGGUUUAAAGUUUAACUCACUCAGGAGGUUAAAGGACAGCCGCUCACCAGACCAAACUUGUCCAGUCAAAUGUUGCCAAACGGCUCUGCCACUCUCACAUGCAAGAGGCUCUCAU